Aspergillus terreus NIH2624 is the source of this 1209-nucleotide messenger RNA. Its product is annotated as putative MFS efflux transporter. Gene Ontology annotation, biological process: transmembrane transport. The transcript is spliced from 2 exons. NCBI's taxonomy places the organism in Eukaryota, Fungi, Ascomycota, Eurotiomycetes, Eurotiales, Aspergillaceae. The coding region runs from base 1 to 1209 and encodes 402 amino acids. Gene Ontology annotation, molecular function: transmembrane transporter activity. The record is from RefSeq and is a predicted model, not a curated record.
AUGGGCUCAUUCGCAGACCAAGCCGGCCGACGUCCUGCAUACAUCCUUUGCUUCCUCAUAUACAUCAGCGGAAACAUUGCGUUGGCUUUGCAACACAGCCUUCCCGCUCUACUUGUCCUCCGUGGACUGCAAAGCUGCGGCAGCAGUGGUACCGUUGCCCUGGCAUUUGCCGUCGCCGCGGAUGUCACGACCGCUGCAGAAAGGGGCACCUACAUGGGUAUUACAUCGCUGGGUAAUAUCAUCGCGCCGUCAUUAGGUCCCAUUCUUGGUGGUAUUCUUAGUGAGUAUCUAGGGUGGAGGGCUAUUUUUUGGUUUUUGGCUCUUUCGUCGGGGGUCUUCUUUGUUGUAUGGAUUGUUUUCUUUCCGGAGACUUGUCGGGCCAUUGUUGGUGAUGGAUCUGUUCUUCCCCAGGGGUGGAAUCGAUCUGUGUACUGCUGGUGGGUGUCAAAAAACCAUCCUUGUACACAUGAUAUCACACCUACAAUUAGCAGCGGACUGACGCUUCCUAACCCUCUGGCGACACUACGGCUCCUCUUCGAGCUACCCACAGGUCUGAUACUACUAUCCAAUGGCGUCGUCUUUGCAAGCUACUACUCCGUCAUGGCGGCGAUUCCAUUCCAACUGGAAACAAUAUACCAUCUCAGCGACCUCGAGAUCGGACUCAGUUUCAUUCCUGCAGGGUUAGGGUCACUGACAAGCGCGACAUUCAACGGGAUUAUGGUGGACUGGAACUACCGGCGAGCAAUGGAAAAGACCGCGCUGUCGAUGCUGAAAAGUCCAGCACAGGGACGUGGAUUAUUCUCUAUCGAGAAGGUCCGACUGCAGAUUGGGCUCCCGAUGACGAUUCUCUCUGCGCUGACGGUAUUGUUGUAUGGCUUCACAAUUGAGCGUCACCCGCCACUUUAUGUUACUUUGGUUGUGAUUUUCACCAUCUCGUUCUGCAUCACAUCCGUCUACAAUGUGAUGAACAUCCUCCUGGUGGACUUCUACUAUGGUACCCCAGCCACGGCGAUGGCAGCGAACAACCUCGUUCGGUGCUUUCUAGGAGCAGGAGCCACGGCACUCGUUCACCCCUUGAUCCAGCGAUGGGGGAAUCUCUGGACGUACGUCCUUGUGUCGGGGAUUAUUCUCGCUGUCUGUCCGAUCCUGGCGGCGGUGGCGGCUUGGGGGACGAAAUGGAGACGGGUCGAUCACCAGUCAGAUAAUUGA